This is a messenger RNA of Stegodyphus dumicola, 8052 nucleotides long. RefSeq lists its product as uncharacterized. The record is from RefSeq and is a predicted model, not a curated record. NCBI's taxonomy places the organism in Eukaryota, Metazoa, Arthropoda, Arachnida, Araneae, Eresidae.
GUGGUCUACUACAGCAGCAUUACAAUACUAAAAAUUUUUUUACACGCAGAAUCGCUAAUUAAGAAACUAUGUUGCGUGCAAUUUGGCAGAAAUAUAAAGCAAUAGGUCAGUUUUCGAAUCACAAUGUUAGAAUCAGGUUUGAAAUGAAAUUUACUUAAAUAUUAUAUUUUAAAAAAAUUAGUUUGAAAUACGUAAUUUUAAUGUGUAGUUUGGAAAGCCAUCAAUAGAUGGCGCUACGAGUUAAAAUUUAACAUUGUAAUCUUAUUUCUGCAAAAAUUCACGAAGUAAUUGAUUUUGAUAUCAGUUAUAAAUCAUAUUUUUUUCUAAAUAAUAUUUAGAAGCGUUUCAUAUAUUCCUUUAUACACAGUUUUCACUAAACAUUGUCAGCUGUCAGCAGAAUGACGUUUACGGCAACCCUAUUGCAUUGCUAUUCCGCACUCGUUUUGUUUACAUUUAUUUGUACUGUGGUCAGUUUGCAAAAAAUAUGCGAAAAUAUCAAGGACGACCGAAAAAACAUCCUGGUUUUAAUAAAAGAUCCAGAAUUCAGCGUAAACGUCGAGCUCAAGAAAAAAAUAUGAAAUUAAAUUCCCGAGAUGUGGAAGAUUCCGAACAAGCGGAUGUUUUCGAAAGGUCAGAAAUUAUUGAUACAACUGCAUCUGUGUCAAAGGAGAAUCAUUGCCCGGAUGAUUUUUUUACAAAGUCCGGAAGUGAAAAAUUUGACUUUUCUACGCCAGAAGUUACAGCUAAUGUUCCUAAGACAAACCAGGCUUUCCUGAGUUCUGAUCUGGACAUUUCAGUUAUUGACUCUGACGUAGAAGGUAGAAAUACAAGCUCUCUUUUGGGCUUGGAGUCUGAGCCUCUUCAGGAGAACCUUAAUGAUGAAUUUCUGUGUCCUGAUUCACCUUUAAUUAUCGAAAGGGAAGAUCGACGAAAGGCAAAUCCAUUACCAUCUGGCAGAACAAUUUGCAAUAUGUCUUUUGUAAUAGUGCAGGCUAGGACAUUAGAGCAACAUUCCCUAAAUUGUAAAUUUGGAGGAUCAUUUAUUUUUAACAAAGUGAUUCGACGUGGUCUUGUCACUACAUAUAACUAUGUAUGUGAUAAAAUUUUAUGUGGGGAAAUGGCAACAAUUUGUUCUGAUAUGGAGAAAAGCAGCCUAAAUCAGCUUGCAGUAUUAGGUGCGUUAUCUACUGGCAGUGGAUUUUCACAAGAGGAGGAAAAGUUUAGCAUCAUGGAAAUUCCGUAUAUGAGCAACUCGACCUUUGCUUCUUGUGAGCGAACUACUGGCAAAAUAAUACAGGGAUGUGCACAGGAAACUAUGUGUGCUGCUAUAGAAGAGGAGAAAAGGCAGGCAGAACUUCGCAAUGAUAAAGAUAAUGAUGGUUAUCACUGUAUAACUGUCAUUGUUGAUGGAGGUUGGUGUAAAAGAAGCUAUGGGCAUGGUUACAAUGCUUCAAGUGGCAUAUCUGUUAUUAUAGGCAUGGUCACCCAGAAAAUUUUGUUUGUUGGAAUUCGCAACAAAGUGUGCCUUAUAUGCAGUGCUAUUGAAGAUGGCAAGAUGCCAAAUAAAGUGCACCUUUGUUGGCGAAAUUGGAAUGGGCCUUCUACAGGUAUGGAAAGCAGUGCCAUUGUGGAAGGUCUGAAUUAUCUCCAGUGUGUUCACAAAAUACGUUGUACUCGACUUGUUGGAGAUGGAGAUGCUAACACAAUGGCCAAAGUGAAAGAAAGCGUUUCAUAUGGAGGACGGGUGAUCAAAGUAGAAUGUGCUAACCAUGCUGUUCGAAGAUAUCGCAGAGCUCUUGAGAAACUUCAGCAAAAUACUGCGCGCUUCCCCGGGGCUAAAGGAAUUGCUGCCCGUAAAUUGCUGAAAAUUAAAAUGCCACUGUUAGUCAGAGGUGCUAGAGUAGCUAUAAAAGCUCAUGCUUUACCUAGCCAUUAUCAGCACACACAAGAAGCUAUUGAUGCAUUAGUAUCUGACUUGAGAAAUGGGCCACAUCAUAUAUUUGGCAAGCAUGAUGCUUGUAGUGCUUUUUGUGCAAAGAAAGGUGCAGAGUUGGACAGCACAUACAAUGAAAUUUUUUCCUCGGGUAUGUUGCAAGCUAUUGAAGCAGAAGUGGGAAGAGUACUGAUAUCGUGUAGCAGUACUCUUAUUUGGAAUGCCACAAAUAAUCCUGCUGAAAGCUUCAUGAGUCAACUGUGUAAAACAUCUGGUGGAAAAAGAGUUGAUUUUUCCAAAGCUGGUGGCAUGAACAGGCGUGCGAGUAUUGCUGUCAUGGCCUAUCAAAAUCCAGCACAGCAGUGGCAAAAAAAUGCACAAAAAGCUGUAACAGGAAGUAGCCCCAGGACUCCAACUUUGAAAUUCUUAGCUUCCAGAAAUAAGCGCCAUGUAAAACGUCUUGAGAGACGUAGACUUUUUGACACUGAGAAGAAAAAGAGAAAUAUGAGGAAAGCAGGACAUAUUCAGCAAGGUGGGGAUAUUUCUUAUGGUGAUUUUCCUGAGAAACCAGACCUAUCAGAUGAAGCAUAUGAAUUGGCAGCUAAAAAUUUUUUUAUAUCAAUUGAAGUUCCAAAAAAAGAUUCUCUUGAGGCCGUAACACGUGGACAGUCAUCAUCUGAAAGAUGGCGUCAUGAAAGAUCAAGAAGAAUAUCAUCAUCCUUUUUCAAAGAUGUUGCUGAUAGGCGUCCAACAACACUCAGUGCUGCUUUAGUGAAACGUAUCAUAUAUAAUGAUAACGUUUCAACUAAAGCAUUAAAGUAUGGCUUGGCUAACGAAGCAGUAGCCUUAAAUCAAUACAAGGAAAAGCACAUGGGAAAAAACAUCAGACGUUGUGGCCUUUUUAUUGAUCCUAAAUAUCCCUUUCUUUGUACUUCGCCAGAUGGAUUGAUAGACGAAGAUGGAUUACUUGAAAUAAAAUGUCCUUAUACAGCCAGAUUCUCAGCAGACUUGUCAGACUUUUUCAGCAAGCCUAAUUCUGUUGGUCUUCGGAUGGAUGCUGAUAAUAAUCUUUAUUUACCGAAAAGCCACAAAUAUUAUUUUCAAAUUCAAGGGCAGUUAGCCAUAACAGAGAGGAAUUGGUGUGAUUUAUAUAUAUGGUGCAGAGAAGAUGCAAUCACAUUAAGAAUACCCGAAGACAAAACUUUCUGGAUCAGUUUAGUUCCAAAACUCGAAAAAUUUUACGUGAAUUGUAUUCUUCCUGAGCUUGUUGAUCCAAGAGCACCAAGAAAAAUGUCUCUUAGAGAACCGAAGUAUAUUGUUGAUGCUAGAGCACAGAAUGAGAAACAAAAACAGGCCACUGCUUCUGUAAAACAAACACAAGAAAAAAGAGAAAUUGAAAUUUCAGAAGCAGAUAAAAUUAUUUCAUCUCCUAGAAAGAAUGCAGGAGAGAAAAGAAUCAGGAAACCAAAAAUUAUUUUUGAUUUGUAAUCAGUAACAAGCCAAGCCAGCACACCGUAACAUUUUCUACGUCUGAAUAAAAACUAUGCCUGCAACAAAGCAUUAUGAUUAAAUCCAUACCUAAUUAGAAUAUUACCCCAUUUCUCUAAAAAAAAUAUGUUCAAAAAGUCUCUGCUUUCAGUAAUAGAUACGUCUGAUCAAUUCUGCCAUAAUUCUGUAAUCAAUACUUGAAGCUAGAAUCUCCUGUGCUGCACUGCCAUUGCAUCUCUUUUCUGAAUGUUUCAUCAUCCACUUCUCAUUCUAAAUAUUCCUGUGUGCUUUCAUUUAUAGCUGCUAACUUGUUGUGAACAUUUUCUGCACCACAUGUUAUAUUUUGCAGUGUAAAUAAUGCGUGCAAUCAUAUAUUUUGGUUUUAAUCAUCAGUAACUUUGGUAAAACUACAUUUAUGCAAAGAAGACUUCCAUAAAGUCACAGUUUCUGUGAAAAAGAAAAUAAGUUUGAUGACCUCUGUCAUAAUUCAAUAAAUAAUUUUUUAAAAUAGCAUCACCUGUGCUGCACUAACAUUGGAAAAAAUUAAAGUCAUCUCUUUUCUGAAUGUUUCCUCAUGCACUUCUGUUUCUAAGUAUUCUUGUGUGCUUUGAUCCAUAGCUGAUAACUUGUUGAGAAUAUUUUCUGCACAACAUGUUACACCUCUGAACUUAAAUACUUGCGGUAAAGAAGUAUUUUGGUUUGAAUCAUGUGUAACUCCAAUAUAAGUCCAUUUCUCCAAGGAAAACCUCCACAAAGUCACUGCUCCUGAUUCAGCUGGAAGGACAUCCAUACAAUGAUAUUUGAGAAGAAGACAUACAAAAUUGAGUAUUGUGGAAAGAUGAUUGCUUAUAUCUUGAACGUGGAUGAUCCACUUGUCUACAAAACUCAUAACCAUUCUAAAAAAUAAGGACAUCAAAUUUCAGUGCAUCCUGCUCUCACAAGAGAGAAAGGUGAUCAUUAGAAGCCUUCCCAGCUCCACAUGUUAAUGCUGCCUCAUGUUGCAUAAUAUAAUAAUACACACACUGGCCAAUCAAUAAGAAACCUUUCAGAUUUUCAUCUGAAUGCAUGCUAGGGAUGAAAUAUCCAAAUUUUUUCUAUGAUGUGGAUUAUACUUGGUUAAAAUGCCAGUAUAAGUAAGGUGUAAGAGUGCUUUUCAUGAUGAAUGAAGUAAAAUGGGGAAAAAAGGCGGCAGAUCGUUCACCAUUUGAAAAAGGGGCUUAUUGUUGGUGCACAUUUAGUGGGGGCAUCGAUUUCGAAUCCUUCUCUAAAAAAUGUAACUGCAGUUCGAGCAUAGUUUUCAAAGACAGUGAUCGGCGGUAUCUCCGAUGAAUUGUACGGCAGAACACGGAUUCAACUAUCACAAAUCGUCAACCAAGGCUCUUCCCAACAAAUUUCAGCUAGAACUAUGCGCAGCGAAUUGCAGAGGGAUAGGAAUGCAUAGUUUUGGUGCCUGUAAGAAAAUCACUCAGUUCUGCCGACAUGCAAGACUUCAUUUUCAGUGGUGUCGAGAAAAGACACUGGACAUCUGAGGAUUGGAAAUGGGUAAUGUGGUGGGAUAUUACAUUAUGUAUUACAUAUUAAACAUAAGUUAUGGGUUACCUCAUAACUACAGAAGGUUCCUGUUCGCUGCCAGAAAAGGUUGAAGUAAUCUGCAAUGUAAAUUACCGACAAUACAUGAGCUUUGUUCAUUUAUGGGCAUGAUAAAAUUUUAUCGAUGCUUUUUGAAAAAUGCUGCAGAAACUCAAGGAGUCAUACACGAAAUGUUAAAGGGUGAUAAAAAAAGAUCAUUGUAAAGUUCCAUGCACAGAUGAAGGUGUUUAGUGUAUUUAAUUAUGGCAAAGCACACUAGGGCUAUCUGCCUAAGAGAAGGGAUGCCUUCGUGGAGGACUUUCUAAGGGAAACUGGCUCAUAUACACGUUACACAUGGGGAAAACCACGAAAACGCCCAUGCAGCCAGUACGUUCGCGGGAUUCGAACCUCGGACCGAACUACCAGUGUUCAGCGAUUUUACCGCUCUGCCGCUGGUAGGCCUGCACAGAUGAAGGAAUUCACCAGUUUGAGAAGUGCAAAUCUGAUUUAGUCAAUGGUGCCCUUUUGUGUUUCCCAAUGGAUUACCCUUUGUGUGCAGAUACAUCAGACUUUCCUAUAGGAUCAGUAUUGCAGCAAUUGGAAGAACAAGAACAAGACUGAAAACCUAUUGUGUUCUACUCUAAAACAUUAAAUAAUGCACAGAAGGUUUAUAGUACCUAUGACAGAGAAUUCUUAGGAAUAUAUCUUUCUGUCAAGCAUUUUAAACAUGUAUCGGAAGGACGCAAAUUCAUCAUACUUACUGAUCACAAGCCACUGUCAUAUGCAUAGAAGCAAAAGAAUGGGAAGGCAUAACCCAGACAACAACACCAACUUCAGUAUAUAUCGGAAUUUUCAACUGAUAUUCAGCAUAUUGAUGCCAAAGAAAAUUUAGUUGCAGUUGAAGUAGUCUCAGUUACUGGCUAUGAAGCAGUAGCAGAUGCUCAAGAAUAUAAUGAAGAAUUGCAACAUUUAAUGACAGGUAGUGCUUCACUGAAAUUUAAAUCAUCUACAUUAGCAUUUUGGAAAACAUUAAGAUGUGACAGCUCAACAACCAGUAUCAGGCCUUUUAUUUCAAAGCAAUUUAGACAACAAAUGUUUCAUCAAAUUCAUAAUUUUGCUCCUCUGGUAUCAGGACAACUGUCAACGAGAUGACUGAAAAAUUUAUCUUUCCAAAUAUAAAGAAAGAAAUUCACGAAUAGACUUAAAGUCCUGUUAAUUGUCAAAGGAGCAAAGUCAACAGGCAUACAAAAUCUAAAAUAGCCGAGUUCCAAGCACCUCAUGCUAGAUUAAGUAUUGUGCAAGUUGACCUGAUUGGGCCAUUACCACCAUCUGCUGGUAGGACGUAUUAUCUGACAUUUAUUGACCAUUUUUCCUGUUAGGGAGAAGUAGUUUCUUUACCAGAUAUCACAAGAGAAAUGGUUGUCAAAGCAUUUUACAAUCAUUGGAUUAGCAGAUUUGUUGUGCCUAGUUCCAUAAUCUCAGAUCAAGGAAGACAGUUUGAGUCGCAGCCUUUCAAGAGCCUUGCAAAAGUAUGUGGUGCUAAAGUUUUACGUUCCACUCCAUACCACCCACAUUGCAGUGGGAAAAUUGAGCAGUUUCUCAGAACUUAAAAAAAUGCAAUAAAGGCUCACAGCAACAUCAGAUGGACAGAAAUCCUUCUAGGAUUCAGAGUUGCAAUAUGUCCUGAUACUAAUCACUCUGUAGCUCAAAUGGUAUAUUUUAUGCAAAUAAGGUUACCAUGUGAGUUUUUCGACUACCUACCACUAAAACUAAACCUGAACCAUUUGUAACAAAUUUACUGUCUUUUAUGGAUCAGCACCAGUUUAUCAACUGCUAACAAACAUAAAAUAUUUAUGCAUAAAGACUUGAGAUCAUGUUCUCAUGUGUUUGUGAGAACUGAUCGUGUGAAAAAGGCACUUGAAUUUGCUUAUUGAGGGACCAUUUUUUUGUGGUGAAAAAAUAUGAUAAAUAUUUCCGAGUCUUAAUUAAGGACAGACAAGUUAACAUUUCAUUGACAGACUGAAACCAGCUUAUUUGUUACUUUCGAACAAAUUACUAGAAACAGUGACUAAAAUAAAAAAAAAAACCAUUUCACAUUUCAUGUACCCAAAAUUCUGAUAUUGUACCUAACGUCAAAUCUAUUAUUCUAGAUGGUAUGAAAAUCAGAAAAUGUGUUGGAUUUAAGGACUAAUGUUUUGUAUAUUUUGCUAUACUUCAUCAUCUUCUAAAUAUUAGUAAAUAUAUAUCUGCAUUAGUGAUAAUCAGCUGUGAGCACAUAGUGCACCAUCUGCAACUCAUUUGGGUAUAAACUAUGCUAGUGAUUAUAAUGUCCUUGCUUUUUCCCAUAUGCCAUAUGUUGCAUGAAAUUUUGUUAUAUGAAUCUAGCUUCCUGUGAGGAAUUUCUGUGAUCUUUCUAGUAUGUAUGGUCAAGAAUUAGGCUUGUGAUAUACUGUCAUGAUUUUGCCCACAUGUUCCCUGAAUAUACUACCAUUUCCUUAGGAAGACUUCCAAGAAGAAUACUGUUGUGAGUUCUAAGCCUAACUAUGGUUUGGAACUGUUUAUAAUGAAUUAUUGGGAUUCUGCACAUGUAAUGUGGAUGCAAUUCUAUUUCCAUUUAGAAGAUUUUCUGCAAAGGCAAUGCUUUAGCUGUGAGAUAAUUCUGUUUUGGAAAUAAAACUGAUAUUUAUUUAGAUUUGUGGUAUUUAUAAGGCAGUUUAUCAAUAGCAGGUAGCAUCUUGCCUCUUUGCUUUGAUCAGGGCCUGUGCAACCAGUGGUAGUCAAAAUUUUAUAAUUUAGCAGAGGGCACUGAGCAGCAAAAUUUAGAGGCAAAAAAAUGUUCAGAACUUACGAAGACAUCAGCCAGCAGAAUUUAGGAUAUGCAGAGAUUGCACUGAGUGGCAAUAGUGCCAUAUGUUACAUUUGCUAUCUGCAUUAUUAAUUUGUGAAACAAUUUCAGCUGCUUGAAAAUGCAUUUUUCUGUUAGAAAUUUGUAUUUCUUGCAAUUUCUUUUUUUUGGGGGGGGGUCGAGAAUAUGGUGUUAAAAAUAUUUUAUCAUUUUCUUU